Seriola dumerili (greater amberjack) is the source of this 3472-nucleotide messenger RNA. RefSeq names its product SPC24, NDC80 kinetochore complex component (gene spc24). Bases 943 to 1542 code for a protein of 199 amino acids. The record is from RefSeq and is a predicted model, not a curated record. The transcript has 7 exons. NCBI's taxonomy places the organism in Eukaryota, Metazoa, Chordata, Actinopteri, Carangiformes, Carangidae.
AUAACUUCUCAGGCAACAAGUAAUGGGGCCAGUAGAGGGUGGAACCUAUUUUCUCUUGAUAUGAUCUUAUUGUGUGAAUUUAGAUUUCACAACUAUAAUAAACGUGCAGUUAAACUUUGAUCUCUGCAUUUUUAGACUUUUUUACGUUGAUUGACGAUGUAAAAAGAUGCUUAAUUCUUAAAAGUAUUUUGUCUUUAAUCACUGUCUGACCUAUGUCGUCCUUUCACAGCUGAUUCAAGCAAAUGUUUUAACCAUUGAUGAACUGUUGGUGCAUAUUUGAACCAAGUGGAUGAAAAUGGUGAAAUUAGUACAUGCUUAUAAUGUUGGACUAGAUAGCAGUUAUAUACUAACAUCUCUGAUUCUUGAACUUUUAUUUGUAAGAAAAAAUACAUUAAUAUGGAUGACUACACACAACAAAUUCAAAAAGGAAUGGCAUUACCAGUGCAAAUAACUGUACACAUCCCUAUACUGUGUAUAUAUUAUAUACAUAUAUAUAAUAUAUACACAGUAUAGGGAUGUACUUUUAGUCUUUAUUUGUAGAGCACUUUUCUAAACCUGUUACAAACUGCUUUACACAAGACAAAAUAAAACAUCCAUGUCAUUAAAACAAGCAAUCAGAAAUACAAUUAAAGUGUCUUAGUGCAAAUAGACCAAAGGCAGCUGCUUGAACCCCAAUAAUUGCCGCUAGCGGUUGUAUUUAUUAUGGUAUUUAUGAUGUGUCAGCUCCCUCCUGUGCAGUAGGUGGCGGUAUGGCACUAAACGCUGGAGGAAGUCCGCCAUUGACCAAAGAAGAAGAAAAUAAACGGCGCGCUCGGCGUCUGAAUUUGAAUCACGGAAGGACUCGUUCGCUAAAAAUUUAACGAGACUGUCCGUGUUGGAAAGUAAUACACCGUUACUGGAGUAAGUUAGCUUUACUCAACUUCAGCUGCCAGUGACACCACAAUGGCUCAGGGUCAUAAAUUUCAAGACUUGGAGGAGACAGGGGAGGCGUUGGUGGCCCUCAUCAACAGCAGCCAAACGGAGAAACUGAGACGAAUGAAAGAUGAACAUCGGGUCCUUUUUGACCAGCACAUAGAAACGAAAAGGAUUUUGACACAGAUUUUAAGAGAAGAGGCUCAGAUUGAGGAGAGUGUGGGCCAGAGGCUGCUGAACAUGGAGGAGGAGAAGAAGCAGAGGGAGAAGGAGCUGAAGAGUCUGGAGGAGCAGCUGAGGCAGUGCAUAGCCAAGAGCCAGAUCACUGACUCAGAAUUACAUUUCCUGAAGGGAGAGUUGGAGAGUCUGAGAAACACUGAACACGAGCUGGAGACUCUUCAGAGCGAGGUGGAUGAAGACACCACAGAGGUUAUCCCUUCAGCAGUGUACGUGGCUCAGGUGUACUACAUAAUAACUAAGAUCAAGUGGGAAUAUGAUACACCACCCAACAUCCUAAAAGGAGUGCACUACGGCGCAGACCUGGCAACUCCCAUCAACAUCGACACCUCUAUGAGAUCUCGGAGUGACGUGAGCGACCAGCUGUGGGGUUUUGUCAACACUGAUUGGUAGAUGAAGGACAGUGGUGUUGUUAGAACUUAUGUGUACAUUAUGUAUUUGUUUGUAUGUUUUAUAUAACAUUUAAUAUCAUUUAACGAUUAAACGUCUCGGACCAGUGGCGUAGUACUUAUUCUCCAAUGUAUUUCAGCAUCAUGGAUUCAUCAGAGCAGGUGUAGUGUCAACAGGUCGGCCACUAGGUGCCACUGCUGAGCUGUUUAGUGAAAGCCCACAUGGUUUCUUUAGAGCGACAAACUGAGAUGAGACAGUGCAGAGAAACAGACUUUAAUGGAGUUUAUUCAGUAGUUUUUGACUCUGUUCCAUAUUUGUGUCUCUUGAUGACAAGACAGCCGUCUCCAUGACGACUCAACACACUCUGUUUGCUGAGGAAGCCAGUGUGGUUCAGCUGUUGAAAGCUUUAGAAAUGGGUUGUAGGUGGAUUAGUUAAACUGUUCUUGAGGCCAGUGGUUCCCAACCUUUUUAUCUGAUGGACCAUCACAGCUCUAUCAUGAGAUAGUGUCCCUCCAUCUCGUUAAUGGAUUAUAAACUGAGUUAUUAAUUAUAUAAAUAUGAAUAUCUUUACUGUAUUUUUUGAUACAGUCAAACCGUGUUGAGGUUAUUUUGCCUUUUGUAGUCAUACUAUUAGAGGCUGAACUGAACAGUUUCAACUGUUUAUUCAUGCAUUUAGCCAACUAUUUCAGCUAUUUUUAUUUUAUUUAUAUUAGGGGAUAAAUAAAAUUAUCUAUCUGUUUAUCCAUCCCUUUUAAAAAUUUAGAAGUUGUUGGGUUUUUUGGUCAUACUUUUUUCCAACCAUUUCAAAUGUUUAUUACUUUCUAAAUAAUGCUAAAUAUGUCAGCGGGUUUACUUUAGUGAGCUUAAUCCUUAUUUGAACAAUCCCAGUCGUCCAUCCUUACUUUUAACUUUCUGAUUCAUCAUUAGUUCAUUACUUUUAGAGAACCGCUCGGCACUGGUUAUUGUAAUCUCAAUUCAAAUCAUAUACAUUUUUGACCCUGUUUAUUUUUUGACCCUAACAUUAAUAUAUGGAGAUGUAUUUUUUAAUCAAAUUGCAAUUGCUGUUUUAGUUGAGUUUAGUCACGUUGAUAGAAAAGAUUGAGGAUGGUUAACACUAAACAAGUUUUUAUUGAUUGGCAUUAUCGUCUGUUACUGAUGUGUUUAGAAAUCAUCUUGCACCAGUGCACCACUGCUGUGCAGCUGUCCCAUGUGAAACAUUACAUUAGGUAAAGUUCAGACAUGGUGUUGAUGAAUGAGUAAAAUAAAAAAAAAAAAUGACAUAGUGAUGCAUCUGCAAUGAGAAAAGAUGCUGAGGCAUAAUCAUUUAUCCAGGCGACAAUCAUAGUGCCCACGCUUACGCUAUAUCUGUUGAAUUGUUAUUCACCCGUACUUCACUGCCUUAAUGAGAACUGAAACUUUCUCCUUCUCUGAAAAGGAGUCGUGGCUGUGUACCACUGCAGCGCAGUGGGUGGUGGGCAGGAUGACGAACGGUGCUGAGGAGGCUCACACUGUCAUAUACCAGAACUUGUAAGAACCACGCAGCCAUAUGUGGUUUCCUUACGAUAAACAAACUGAAGGUGACAGCUUUGUUUCUGCAUCUUCAUCUGUUCUUCUGCACAUUAAAUAUUAAGUGGUUUCACAGGUGGUUUUCUAUGGAGGUGGGGGUUUGUUUGUUAAGAUCGAGCUCUUAUCUGUUUGUAUCACUCCUGUUACUGCGUUGGCAACUGAGGUUUCAGUUUGGACUCUUCAGUAUUAUUACUCAACAUAUUUAUUUGAGCGUUACUUCGCUGCCGCUUGGAUUUUACUCGCACUUGAUCUCCAAUAGGACACGAUUUAUUGCAGGGCCAUUGGACCACAUUUGAUUUGCAUUUGUUUCUAUUUUCUGAUUAUAUAUUUAUUUACAUAGAUGUCAAUUUUUUAAUAUGUAACAACA